Molecule: messenger RNA, 429 nt
Organism: Eucalyptus grandis
Lineage: Eukaryota; Viridiplantae; Streptophyta; Magnoliopsida; Myrtales; Myrtaceae
Product: toll/interleukin-1 receptor-like protein
Exons: 2
Coding region: 1-429 (142 amino acids)
Biological process (GO): signal transduction
Source: RefSeq, a predicted model, not a curated record
AUGAGUCCACCCGAUUAUUUGCCGGACCCCCUAGCCAGAGAAGAAGUAAAAGAUUACUCCAAAGUGUUCCUGAGCUUCCGUGGCAGAGACACUCGGACUGGCCUCGCUGAUCUCCUCCACAGGAGCCUGGUCAAAACAGGAAUCCGCGUUUACAGAGACAAAAACGAGCUCUGCCGAGGCAAGGUGUUCGGCCUGAAGCUUCUAAGUGCGAUCACAAGGUCCAGGAUCUUGAUCCUGAUCAUCUCGGAAAAUUAUGGCUCGAAAGCAUGGUGCCUCUGUGAGCUUGCGCAGAUGAUGGAGUGCAGGAGAAACAAGGCAGGGUAUACGGCGUUGCCUGUAUUUUAUGGGGUGAAGCCAUGCGACGUUCGACACCAGGCAGGGAGAUUCGGCGAUGGGUUCCAAUCCGGUACGUGGCGGUUCGAUGACUAG